UUCUCAUACAGCGAAUGGGCCGAGAAACAAGAUCAUAUCUGGUCCAGCGUUAUCUUUGGCAUGAGAGAGAGAGAUUAGUAGCCUUUGUUGCAUUUGUGAUGCAUUGAAAAGGGUGCCUUAUUUAUGGACGAUUGAUUGCAAUAUAUAUAUAUAUAUAUAUAUGCAAAGUAAGGAAGACAUCACACGUGCGGGAGUUAGUUAGCGAGCUGAUCUUCCCCAGCGGGUAGUUGACUGCCCUGCUCUUUCCAUCUCUUCACUCUACUACCCAAGCCCGACUGAAGACCUAAGAGCUCUACUCUGUGCCGAGGGCUCUACAUAAGAGCUCUAAGCCCCGUCACACUACUCAGGUUGGAAGAGCCGUAACCCAGCCAGUGGAGGGGUCAUCAUAAUCAUCAUGACUCAGAGUCCCGUCCAUGGCUGCUCGGUCUGUGUGGCCCAGCUGACAGUCUUCCUCUCCCUUGCCCUGCUGUUGUGUCCCCUGGGGAGAGCACUUGGCGAAGACCAGGCUUCUCCGGCCCAGGUGCUGCAGGGCCUGUUGGAGCGAUAUGGGGACAAUGCCACCAUCUCUGUCCCCCAGCUCCGCUCUUUGUUGGCACGACUCGGUGCACCCGGCCUGGGGGACAACGGCACCACAGCAGAGGCGACAGCUCCACCGGCGCCGCCCAGAGUCAACCUGUCCAAAUGCUUACCUGGAGACACCCUGGCAGUUUACAGUAUGAACGAGCAGUCUCGUCUGGAUGGGCGUGGCCUACAGGAGCUCUGCCCCACCAUGCUUCAGCAAUUGGACUCUGGCGCCUGUGGGGUGGAGAAAAAGGAGGAGCUUAUCAUAGACCCGCCUUCCAAACCCACUGCUGCUGAAGUUUGGGGUUAUGGCUUCCUGUGUGUGACCUUCAUUUCUCUGUGUUCGCUGGUUGGGGCCAGUGUGGUCCCCUUCAUGAGGAAAACCUUUUACAAGCGUCUGCUGCUCUACUUCAUAGCCCUGGCCAUUGGCACCCUCUACUCCAACGCCCUGUUUCAGCUCAUCCCAGAGGCAUUUGGUUUUAACCCUAUGGUGGACAACUAUGUGUCUAAGUCCACGGUGGUGUUCGGAGGGUUCUACCUCUUCUUCUUCACUGAGAAGGUCCUCAAGAUGCUGCUCAAACCCAAGGAUAAGGGCCAUGACCACAGCCAUUUCCCAGCCAACGGAGACAUGGAAGAGGGCGUGACAGAGAAGCUGCAGCAGAGUGGAGAGGCGGGGCUUAACCUGCCCAAAGUGGACGGAGGAGAGGGGGACCGCAUGCUCACCCCUGCACUGACCCCACCGGACUCUCAGAGCCUGGGUGGAGGGAACAGCAGAGGAGGCUGCUAUUGGCUGAAGGGUACAGCAUACUCUGACAUCGGCACUCUGGCCUGGAUGAUCACGUUGAGCGACGGGCUCCAUAACUUCAUCGACGGCCUGGCCAUCGGAGCCUCCUUCACUGCCUCGACCUUCCAGGGCAUCAGCACCUCCGUGGCUAUACUCUGUGAGGAGUUUCCCCAUGAACUGGGAGACUUUGUGAUCUUGUUGAAUGCUGGGAUGAGUAUCCAGCAGGCUCUGUUCUUUAACUUCCUGUCUGCCUGCUGCUGCUACCUGGGCAUGGGUUUUGGCAUCCUGGCAGGAAACAGCUUCUCACCUCAAUGGAUCUUUGCCCUGGCAGGGGGCAUGUUCCUCUACAUCGCCCUGGCAGACAUGUUCCCGGAGAUGAACGAGGUGAGUCGUGAGGAGGAGGAGGCAGGGGGAAGCAGCUUCCUUGUGACCUUCAUCAUCCAGAACGCGGGCCUCCUAACCGGCUUUGCCAUCAUGCUGCUACUGACCACCUACUCUGGAGCCAUCUCUAUAGACUAGCAUUAGUAUUCACACAACUACACCCUGUCGGUUUUAACCAGAUCCAACCGCUUUCAACUGUAAUGAUUCCUUUUGGAGCUGAAUGGAAAUGCCCGCCCCUCCCUCCCCAGGCUCCCUCUCAGGCCCCAUUUUGCCCCCGAUUCUCCCUCAGGACUUUAGAGACCCGGGGCUUCAGUACUAGUGCGGCAGGAACGCACCCUAUAAGACUUAAGCAGUUCCCAAAUGCAGUAGCUACUAGUACACUGGCAGGGGAACCGCCCUCCCUCAUCUCUCUUGGGCCUUCUCUGACCCCCCUAGUAUACUGGCAGGGGAACAGGCCUCCCUCAUCUCUCUUGGGCCUUCUCUGACCCCCCUAGUAUACUGGCAGGGGAACCGCCCUCCCUCAUCUCUCUUGGGCCUUCUCUGACCCCCUAGUAAACUGGCAGGGGAACCGCCCUCCCUCAUCUCUCUUGGGCCUUCUCUGACCCCCUAGUACACUGACAGGGGUACCACCCUCCAUCUAUCUCUCUUGGGCCUUCUCUGACCCCCUAGUACACUGACAGGGGUACCACCAUCUAUCUCUCUUGGGCCUUUUCUGACCCCCUUAGUACACUGACAGGGGUACCACCCUCCAUCUAUCUCUCUUGGGCCUUCUCUGACCCCCCUUGUACACUGACAGGGGUACCACCCUCCAUCUAUCUCUCUUGGGCCUUCUCUGACCAGCCCCCCCUUGCCAGCUAGGUGACUAGCCUAGAGAUCCCUUUCCCCUCUGUUCUAUGCCACCUGCAGGGACAGGAACAGGUCAUAGGCAGGAGGUAGGACCACCAUAUUAUCUCCUAUGCUGAUGAUCAACAGACAUGCAAUAUCUACAAACCAUUUAUUCAAACACAGUUCAUAUAGAAACUAUAACUAGGUAUAAAUAAAGUUAUUUAAUCAAACACUUCCUUGUUCCCCAGACUACUGAGAGACCAUUUCGGCUCUACAAAGACUCUUGCUGUUGUCAUGGAGAUCAUUCUGUCAUUGGUUAGUUUGGACAUGCAUGAUGAGCGUCGAGUUGGACAUUUUGAGCAACCUGGGGUGUAUUCAUUACGGAAACCGUUUGAGAACGGUAGCAAACAGAGCAAAUGGAACGAUACAAUAGUAAGGAACCUACCAGAAUUUGUCCAAUAGAAACGGUUGUUUUGGUUUUGCAACAGAAUCAGCGUAAUGAUUACACCCCAUGGUCCAACGACAUGGAAAUAGUGUAUUUAUGUUACCCAUAUGCCUCUGAGUGCCCAUGGGCCAAACGACGGUGGCCUGCGCAGCACAAUCAGGUAAUAGCAGUUGUAUUGUAGACAUCCUUGGACCUUUUUUCAUUGUCAGAGUGCAAACCCUUUUUUCAAUACAUACCAAAAAGAAAGUGUUCCAUAUAUUUAUAUAUGACGCACCGGUCAACUGGAAAGUUGAGCAAGCCGACGUGAAGAUGAACAAAUCCUUUCCCCAACAUAGGACUGAUGUGUCUGUGUUGUGUUUUACUUCAGGAGGAACCAGACAAAUGCAACACGUGUGAAUUUGAACCACAACAUGUGGACAGACAGACCGUUUAUGAUGGACUCCAUUGGGACUUGUUUUUCCUCCAAAGUGUGAAGAACAAGAACCACCUCUGAUUUGUAGCUUUCUGUCCUGGUUUCCUCGGUUGACAUUGUUCUCUACUAAGAUCUCAGCAAAUAGCUCCCUAUUAUAGUACACUUCCUAAAAUAAGGUUUUCUGUAGGGAAUAGAGUGCCAUUUUGGACAAAGCCUAUGUUUGAUGGAUGGACGGACUAUGGUGGCACCUGAAGCCACGGUCUAUUUCUCCCAAUCAGUUCCCCCAUCUAGCUAACCAUCUGUGCCCUUCAUAUGUCGUUGACCUGAUUUUUCUAAGACUCUAAUCUCUAUGAAUGCAAUCCUCCAUUCCUUAUCCAUACCGUUGUCAUUUUGAGAUAACGUCUAUUGUUGUAUUAUUUGUAUGUAAUGAAUGAAUGUUUAGAAUCAAAGACCGUACACCCAGAAUCAUAGUCACACUUAAAGGAGGAGUUCACUAUUUUACAAGAUAAUGUUGAGAUGGUUCCUCACCCUGAACAUAGUCAAUGGGCCAGGAGAAACUGUAAUCCAUGGUUCAGUUUUCUUUAAACAGCCACAACAAACUUCAGCUUUUGCCCCAUCGCUGGCUAAAAAUCUAUGGAAGUGAUGGGCAGCUUUUAAAAAGUAAAAUGUCCAAAUCGCCCAAAAUCAAUUCUAUAUUUUGUUUACUGAUACUUUAAAGUGAUUUCGCCUUUAAAAAGAAGAAACAUGCUCACAGCCCCAAUCACUUCCAUAGAUGUUUAGCUAGCGGUGGCCAGAGUUGGUAAUGGCUGUUUAAUGAAAACUGAAUUUUUUAAGAACAAAUUAUUGGGCCUCCCGAGUGGCGCAAGGCACUGCAUAGCAGUGCUAGCUGUGCCACUAGAGAUUCUGGGUUCGAGGCCAGGCUCUGUCGCAGCCGGCCGUGACCGGGAGACCCAUGGUGCUGUGCACAAUUGCCCCAGCGCUGUUAGGGUGAAGGUUUGGCCAGCAGGGAUGUUCUUGUCCCAUUGCGCACUAGCGACCCCUGUGGCGGGCCAGGCACAGUGCACCCUGACACAUUAAUGCGGCUGGCUUCCUUGUUAAAUGGGCAUUGUGUCAAGAAGCAGUGCAGGUUGUGUUGGGAGAGGCGGUCAAGAGCUGUGCAUUCUCCGAAACACAACCAAGCCGCACUGCUUCUUGACAACAAUGCCCAUUUAACGAGGAAGCCAGCCGCAUCAAUGUGUCGGAGAAAACACCGUGUCCGGGGGCACUCCUGCGCCCUAGACUACUUUCAGGGUGAGGAACCAUCUAACAUAAAGUUGUAAAAUACUGAACUACUCAAUUUUCAAGAUGUUUUUGUCCUUAUCCAACACCCUAAAGAAACCAUCUCACUCCUUCAGUGAUGUGAGGGUGUCAUUCAUGUAGCAAUGCCCAAACCACAUGGUUGAAUCUGUAAGGCUUGCCAUGUUUUAGCCUGUAAUGAUUAUUCAGCUUCUACAAUGUCAAUGGUUGAUUAGAUCAGUGAGUUAUGAAGUACGUAUUACAAUAUAAUACGUAUUAUAUUAGUGCUGUGGUCAUGACAGUGCUAUAGGGUUAUAUAACAGUUGAUACGAAGAGAAGUUAUAAGUAACAGUUGUUAUAGCUUUGCCACCAGGGACCGGUGUGGUAGUAACAAAAAUGUGCUUGUGACAUGAGGUCAACAAAACUGUAAGACCAUGAUGAUGCAGGACGAGUGGGCUUCCUCAGUCUCGACAGAAUUUAUUUGGAGAGAAUGAAUUGUACCAUUUUAGCAGAUGCAAUUGUGUGUAAUAUUAUAAGUGACCCCUAGAGGGAGACACUGCCUCUGAAAUAAAUCAGCAUAAAGCAGUGGAGAAUAUUUCCCCUCCAUUGAGUAUUUGCUCAGAGCUGUACUAUAGUUGCUAUGCAUUGACUGAAUUUAUCUUGUUUUUAUUGGCAUAGAAUAGAUUAAAAUCCUAAAGAUUAGGUGAAUAAUUGCUUUUUCCCUUUUCUGGGUUAAUCUGUAUGAAAUAAACCAUCUCAUGAAUUGUACAAUGGCAACCAUAAUGUAUUGGAACGCUUUGAAACGGUUAGUUGUAUGGAUAAUCAGCGUUAUUGUUUAAGCCAUAAUGUUUUGGAAUGCAUUUGACAUUUUAAGUUUAUGCACAUUACACACUUCUUUUGUUUUAGAAAUACAAGCCAUGUGAAACUAGACAAUGCUGCACUAUUUUUUUGUUGUAUUUAUUCAUUUUCUUUAGCGAUCAUUUUACAUUUUUGCACAUGUAAAACAGAUUUGUUAGUCAUAUGGAUACAUCAAUACAACACGUAUGAAAUCAGAGUACAUACACAGUCAACACACAUUUCCACCUCGACGUCUUCAGUCUCCAUUUCGACAAGUCCAUACCUCCAUGCAGGAUUUUGCUGUCUGAAACACUUAAUUGUGUGUGACUAACCAGAGUUAGUGUCAAUUCAGAACGUAAACCAAAUUCCAAUUCCGAAUGUUGUUAAUUGAGAAUUUGAUUUGGAAUUUCGGUGUACUUCCUGAAUUCAAAUGGAAUUGACCCCAACUCUGAUUCAAACUGACUUUAGACUUUUUAAAGAAGUUAUUUAUUGGUGAUGUAAAGAUGUCAGACUCCUGUGAAUAGUGGUGUCAAGGAAGUGUUGUACUUUUUGCAGUGUGUUGUGGGAGCAGGGAACAUGUAUUUUUUUUUUAUAAACAAUUUUCCUAAAUUAA
This is a messenger RNA of Oncorhynchus tshawytscha (Chinook salmon), 6133 nucleotides long. It is a transcript of the gene slc39a14, whose product is annotated as solute carrier family 39 member 14. The transcript has 10 exons. Gene Ontology annotation, biological process: zinc ion import across plasma membrane; intracellular zinc ion homeostasis. NCBI's taxonomy places the organism in Eukaryota, Metazoa, Chordata, Actinopteri, Salmoniformes, Salmonidae. Gene Ontology annotation, cellular component: membrane. The record is from RefSeq and is a predicted model, not a curated record. The coding region runs from base 395 to 1864 and encodes 489 amino acids. Gene Ontology annotation, molecular function: zinc ion transmembrane transporter activity.